Camelina sativa (false flax) is the source of this 554-nucleotide messenger RNA. RefSeq lists its product as uncharacterized. The record is from RefSeq and is a predicted model, not a curated record. NCBI's taxonomy places the organism in Eukaryota, Viridiplantae, Streptophyta, Magnoliopsida, Brassicales, Brassicaceae.
CAGAGUCAUAUGCGAGCAGUAGAAUGGAGGAAGAGGCUGUGGAAUCGAGGAAGAGUAGAAAGGAGCAAGAAAGAGAAAGAAGGCGUCUAAGAGACAGAGAAAGAAGACAAUCUAUGAGCCAAGAUGAGAGGGAAAAGCAUUUGGCUAGGCGCCGCAAAAACUAUCAGCUGCGAAGGCAGAGAGCUGAGAUCAACCGUCUUGACUCUCAGAUCCAACCAAUCACUGGAGGCAGCCAGGGAGCAGUGAAUUCACCGCCUGAUUCUGGAGCCAGCUUGGUUGAGUCGUCUGAUCAGAGUGUGGGAAUACCAGUGGAGGAGCUAGCUAAAAUGAUGGGUACUAUAAGGCUGAGCCGUCUGAAACAUCUGGCUAGGACAUUGAAUAAGUCCAGUACUAAUGGUGCAGAGUCGAGCAACACAGGAGCAACAGACGCAAAGACAAGAUGUGCAAUGUCAAGUGGGCUACGUUUGAGUCGGAUGAAACGACUGGUAAGAUCAAAGGGCCAGCAAGAGGGGUCCUUGUCACAUUCCCAAACGCAAGAACCUGAGCUUCAAUAG